AUGGCAGGGAAUCCACAAACGCUCAGUGUGAUGGAUACCCAUGAGUUUCAUCCCGAUCCUCCUCUGGACACAGAGAGGCCAAUACUGUGUGCAAUUGUGGUUACUGAACCCGAAAGAUAUACCACAGAAGCUGCUGGAGUAUCAAUCACUGCCCGGGAGGCUAGUUUGGAGCUAAUAAAAUUGGAUAUAUCACGCACAUUUCCAUCCCUUUAUAUUUUUCAGAAGGGUGGCCCUUAUCAUGAUCUUUUGCACAGUGUCUUGGGAGCAUAUACAUGUUACCGACCUGAUGUAGGAUACGUCCAGGGAAUGUCCUUCAUUGCUGCAGUCCUCAUUCUCAAUUUGGAAGAGGCAGAUGCUUUCAUUGCCUUUGCAAACCUCCUGAAUAAGCCAUGCCAGCUGGCCUUUUUCCGUGUGGAUCACAGCAUGAUGCUGAAGUACUUUGCAGCAUUUGAAGUAUUUUUUGAGGAAAACCUCCCCAAAUUGUUCCAACAUUUUAAAUCCUAUAAUCUUACCCCUGACAUAUACUUGAUAGAUUGGAUCUUCACCCUGUACAGCAAGUCUCUACCACUUGAUCUGUCCUGUCAAGUCUGGGAUGCCUUUUGUAGAGAUGGAGAAGAAUUUUUGUUCAGAACUGGGUUAGGAAUUCUUAGAUUAUAUGAAGAUAUCCUCCUGCAGAUGGACUUCAUUCAUAUAGCAGAGUUUUUAACAAAGCUACCUGAAGAUAGCACCUCGGAGAAGCUCUUCCCUUGUAUUGCAUCUGCUCAGAUGCAGAACAGUAACAAGAAGUGGGCUCAGGUGUCUGCCUCAUUAAUGAAGGAUAACAAAGAGCUAGAAAAUGCACAGAGAAGGGGAACAAAAAAGGAUCAGGAUGCAAGAGGAGCUCUCUUGUAA
Varanus komodoensis (Komodo dragon) is the source of this 891-nucleotide messenger RNA. Its product is annotated as TBC1 domain family member 12-like. The record is from RefSeq and is a predicted model, not a curated record. The coding region runs from base 1 to 891 and encodes 296 amino acids. The transcript has 2 exons. Lineage: Eukaryota; Metazoa; Chordata; Lepidosauria; Squamata; Varanidae.